Messenger RNA from Melanaphis sacchari, 881 nucleotides. RefSeq lists its product as uncharacterized. The coding region runs from base 70 to 774 and encodes 234 amino acids. NCBI's taxonomy places the organism in Eukaryota, Metazoa, Arthropoda, Insecta, Hemiptera, Aphididae. The record is from RefSeq and is a predicted model, not a curated record. The transcript has a single exon.
UAAUAAAAUUAUCUAUAUUUAAAAUCAGUAUAUUCUUUAAGAUAAUAAGAGUGUUUAUGAGUAUAAACCAUGAUAGAAAGUACUACAUCAAAGCAUAUCAAUAUUGACAGAAAUGCCAAGAUGUACUCAGACUUGAGUAUUCCUCCAAAUCAAUAUGCCUCUAUUCCUGUUCAAGUAACACUUCCAAACAAUAAUAUCUUGUCAACUAAUUUUGCAUUGUCAGAUACAAUUUUGGAAGUGAAACGUUUUAUUUUACUAGCCUUACAACCAAAAAUAGAAAACAUACAACAAAUAAAAUGUGUUAUACACGAGGAACAUAAAGUAUUUGAAAUAAAUGACUACACAUUACUAAAACAAAAAUGGAACAACUGUCCAAUUCAAAUAUCAGUAAAUAUCAAACAUUGUGAGGACAAUGAAAAGGUAAUCAAUGAGUCCAAUGCUUCACCACAGUCCAUAAUACAUUCAAAGUAUGGAAAUAUACUUGACACAAAUGCCACAAUGCCAAAAUGUGUAACAGGAUAUAGAAAUAAAAAUACUGGUAAGCUGUAUAGAAACACAAUUGUACAAACAGUAUCUGAAAAUAUUGACUUUGAUAAUCAAUACUACGAGAAUAAAAUUUCAAUGGCAAUUCAAACAAUUCAAACUAAAGAUGCAUCUACUGAAUCUAUAGUUGAAUUUGGUACUCAAACUGAAUCAAUGGAUAUUCUUCGUUCUUUAAAUAUUAUAAGAGAAAUAAGUAAUUAUCAUAAAUUAAGACAAGCAACAUUUAUUUAAUUUUUGUUUAUUUAACAAUAGCUCCUCGUCAACCUGUUAUACUUCCGGAUGCAAACAGAAUAAAAGACCUCAAUAAAUAUGUUCGUAUAAUACAAAAGUCAGUGCGA